Moneuplotes crassus is the source of this 3288-nucleotide messenger RNA. The record is from the annotation of a GenBank genome assembly. NCBI's taxonomy places the organism in Eukaryota, Ciliophora, Spirotrichea, Euplotida, Euplotidae.
CAAAAUUCUCAAAAAGACCCUCAUAAACCACCCCUAUCUCCCCUCCCAGACCCCCUAUGCCUACACCCCAGCCCUCUCCCCAUCCUCUACUCCACUUGCACCCCUCACUCCGCCCAGCUCCUCCCCUCGCUCCUCUGCCUCCCUUCCUUCCCAAGCCAUGCCUUCCACAUCCUCGACCAGGACCACCGCCUCAUGUACCAGUCCCACACGGCUAAGCUAGGCUUCUAGCCUAGCUAGGCUAGCCGUGAAGUGGGAGGACGGCUAUAAGAGACUAGGUCUCUGGUUCAGUGAGGAAGAGACUGCCAAGAAGUUUUAUCACAGAGUGAGUCAGGUUGGGAGAGAUGAGGGAGAGGAUAUAGUGGAGGAUGAGUAUGGGUGGGGACAGCCGAAGGGGUUGGAUAGGGUCUUGGAGAGGAUGGAUGGUAUUCCGAGUGUGGAGGAGGUGAGGAGGAAGAUGUUUAUGCCGUUGAGUGGAUGGGGGAGUGGGUAUUUUAGGGAGGAUGGGGAGGAACAGACGGAAAUGUUUCAGGAGAAGGGGAGUAGUGAUGAAGAGGUUGAGGAAGACUCUUGUUCUCAAACCAAACUUCCUCUUGAUCUAUCUUCUACUCAGACUUAUAGUAUUGAAGACUUUUAUGACCUUGAUAAGAAUCCUUUGAAUAGAGAAAACCCUCCACCGAUACCUAUCCCAUCUAAAGGCAAUCUAUACUCAAUUAAUCAUUUAAUCAAGAAGCAUGUUGCUGAAGAUAAGAAGAGAUUUAUUAGACUCUUCAAAUGCUAUGAAGAUGACUACCUGCGAUCUGCUAGAAACUUGUUCAAAAGCUUAGAAUAUGAUAUAGAGGAGAACAUAGUAGACCUUGAGUUGUUAUGUGAGUUCUUUGUCUUACUCUUAAAACUAUGCGACAAGCAUUUGGUAUGUAGACUCCUCGAUAAUUUAAAUUACCGUCUUUUGUUUGGAGCACUUGAGUACAACCCUAAUGGGAGAGGAUUCCUUGCUGAAUACAGAAAAGAAAUAGAUGACCCUGAGAGAUACAAACACCUUUCCUUACUCAACUUGAAGGAGUAUAUGAAUCAAACUAAGCAGGUUUAUAGGCUGAUUUAUUUGAAGAAGAUACUUCUGCAUUUUGGAGUAAAUGAUACCUUGAUGACAUUUCUGACAAAGGAAGCAUACUGUAAGAGCCUUGAACUUGCUAGAGAAAUUAUAUCUGAUAGUAAAACCUUUUCAAGAAUAAUAGAUAUUAAGCCAAUUAGAGAGGACGACUACUCCCAAGUCUAUGAAGAUGUUUUAGAUUCAAAAACCCAUGAAAUUACUAAGGCUAAAGUUAUGUUCUUCAGAGAAAUCACCACUGUUCUCAAAAGUUUGCAAGAGCCAGGUUUGAGGAGGCAAUUCUUUGCCACUGCUCCAAAUGAAGAAGGUAUCUUCAUGCUUCUUGAUGACCUUCUGCAGGCACCCUUGUCUCAUUGAAAGCGUCUAGAAAAAAGACGUAAAGAUACAUUAAGAGGGCUUAAUGAUUUUAGGAGCAGACAAAGAAGGGUGUUGGAGGCAUGAUACAAGCCCCAUUAUCGGAUUCCAGAUAAUAUCUGUGAAUUGGUCAAGCUUUCUCUCGAAGUCUUUCAUGGAAUAAGUUCGUUGGAGCCAAACCAUAUGAUCCUGCAUAUAUACAGAACCUUUUCAAACUAUGGAAGAUCGAAAAUCUUUGAAAACCUUGCUUUCAUUCUUCUUCAUGCAAAGGAUGAGUAUAUAAAAGACCAGGUGUACCAUUUCUUGGCUGGUUGCUUCUGUCCAAUGAUUGAACCUGCAAACAAACACUUGAUCAUUGAAAUGCUAUUGGACCUAGUGUUGUUUAAGGUAUUUGUUCCUUACAUGGACCAGCCAGAAUGAAUGAGUUGAAAGAACUUGGAGGAGUACCACUACACUUGCUAUAUUAUAUGAAAAUGCGUAGCUUUAAUAUUUUCUUCGAAACAACCGAGCCAGUUUGUUUCCACAAAGUUAGCAAAAACUAACUUUGUGUGGAACUUAUCAAAGAUCUAUGCCUAUGCUCCCAAGUUCAUUCAAAUUGAGAUAAUUAAGCUUUUGAAGAUUCUGAUGAAACUCCGAGAUCCCAUAAUGCAAGAAGAGAUUAUAAAUAGCGACCUUUUGGCCAAGAUUGUGAUCACCUUUAGAGAGAACCUUGAGAAGAAAGGCCUUCUUUUUAGCCUAAUUAUAAACCUGAUGGAAGAAAUGACCUUCUAUCGCCUCUUUAGAAUAAGCACUUAUUUCUGUAAUCUUCUUCUCUGCAAUAACUCGAUUGAUUGAGCCGCGAUCCAGUAUUGAGAUAGACUCUUAGAGUUUGCUCAGGGUCAUCGGAGUUUCACAACCGGUAUCCAAUCCUUUGGCCAAAAAGGCUCAAAAACUCGGUCAAAAACUAUCAAAAGGAAAGAUUACAGACAUUGAAUUGAAGAUAUCUGCACUAUCUUCAGUUCAAACCGAAGUCGGCUAAAAGUGCCACUAUGAAACCCCAGAAAGCGUAAGAAAAGCAGCUCAGCCAUAAAGAAACCCAACGGCUUUAGCGAGAGAAGAGGCGAAAUGAUCACGUUCUUUGACAUCCUUGAAAUGCAAGGACUUAUUGAGCAUCCAGAGGAAGCAGAUAAUAAGAACCCCGCUUCUAUCAGAAAGAAAAGAAAGUUUAGGAAGAGACGUAAUAAAAGGAAAGGCUCAAAAAGUGCAUCCAAAUCUAGGUCUAAGCAGAAGAAAAAUAUCUGUAAUAAAAAAAACAAAAUUUUGAAGAAAGAUAAACCAAAUGGACAGAUUAAAUCAAACUCAAAAGCUGCUGAGAAAGCGAAAGAUUCAUUUAUUCAAGGUACAGAAGGAGGUUCUCUGACUCUAGUGCAAAUGAUGUGAACCUAUUUCAUAUACAUAAUGAUGUGUAUCCUCACUUUAAUGAUAUUCCAUUAUAUCCAAACUAAGCCCAAAAGAAAUGAACCCUUAGCCUCUGAAAUAUCUACUGAUCCUGAUUUAGAACGAUCAGCUUUUGAAGAUGAUGAGGAAGAAGAAGCACGGCAAAAUCAGCCUGUAUCCACCUCAUCUUCUUCAAUAGAAAGCCUAUCUCUACAAAAGCCAGCCAGCACAUCUUUAAACCAUCAAAAUCCUCAUAUCUCUGAACCUCCACAGCCCUCGAGCUCAGUGGCACACCUUAGCUCAGGUAAUGAAAACCCUAAAGACAAAAUUCUCGAAGAAAUCCCUAAAAAGUCAGGGUCAGAAUAAGGUCUCGAACAAGGCUUAAAAAGUUAUUAAUUUCAAUAUAAGAUUUU